This is a messenger RNA of Agelaius phoeniceus (red-winged blackbird), 1758 nucleotides long. The record is from RefSeq and is a predicted model, not a curated record. NCBI's taxonomy places the organism in Eukaryota, Metazoa, Chordata, Aves, Passeriformes, Icteridae.
AUGUCCCCAAGGUGCCACCGCCCCGUCUCCCUGUCCCCUGUCCAGGUUCCUGGUGGCCGUGCUGGCGGUUCCUGGUGGCGGUGCCGGCGGUGGCCUCCCGGGGCGUGGUCCCUGCACAGCGGCCGCCCCCCGCCCUGGGCGCAGCGGCAGCGGCAGCGCCUGGAGCAGCGGCUGCGGGAGGAGCUGAGGGCCCGCGGCGCUCACCUGGCCCAGGGGCUGCAGACGCAGUUCCCUGACCCGCGGCUGGUGCAGUACGACUGCGGUAAGCUGCAGGCCCUGGACGUGCUCCUGCGCCGGCUGCGCGCCGGGGGGCACCGGGUGCUGAUCUUCACGCAGAUGACGCGGAUGCUGGACGUGCUGGAGCGCUUCCUCACCUUCCACGGGCACAUCUACCUGCGCCUGGACGGCUCCACCCGCGUGGAGCAGAGACAGGCCCUCAUGGAGCGCUUCAACGCCGACAAGCGAAUUUUCUGCUUCAUCCUCUCCACGCGCUCGGGCGGCGUCGGCGUCAACCUGGCGGGGGCGGACACGGUCGUGUUCUACGACUCGGACUGGAACCCGACCAUGGACGCGCAGGCGCAGGACAGGUGCCACCGCAUCGGCCAGACCCGCGACGUGCACAUCUACAGGUUGAUCUCGGAGCGCACCGUUGAGGAGAACAUUCUCAAGAAGGCCAAUCAAGAGCGGCUCCUGGGGGACAUGGCCAUCGAGGGCGGCAACUUCACCACGGCCUACUUCAAACAGCAAACCAUCCGCGAGCUGUUCGACAUGGCGCCCGAGGAGCCGGCCCGGGAGGACAGGGACGCGCCCGAGGACGACGAGGACCCCCCCGCGGCCACCAGGAGGACGCACAUCCUGGAGCAGGCUCUGUGCGGGGCCGAGGACCCCGAGGACAUCCGGGCGGCCUCGCAGGCCCAGGCCGAGCACGUGGCCGCCAUGGCCGAGUUCAGCGAGAGCCCCAGCCCCGAGGGAGCCCCCGAGGAGGAGCUGAGCAAGGCCGAGCAGGAAAUCGCGGCGCUGGUGGAACAGCUGACCCCCAUCGAGCGCUACGCCAUGAACUUCCUGGAGGCCUCGCUCGAGGACGUCAGCAGGGAGGAGCUGAAGCAGGCCGAGGAGCAGGUGGAGGCCGCCCGCAAGGACAUCGACCAGGCCAAGGGGGGCGGGGGGCGCUUCCGGCUGCCCCCCGAGGAAGAGGAGGAGGAGGAGGAGGAGGAGGAAGAGCCCUCAGGGGGCGUGGCCAACGCCGGGGGCGGAGCUUUAACCCUGGAGGAGGCGGAGCUUAGCGCGGAGAAAGGGGCGGAGCAAAGGGCUGGAGGAGGAGGAGGGGGCGGGGCCCGGAAGUUGCGAAGGGCCCGGGGUUUGCCCCGCCCACCUCACCCCACGCGGGCCAGUCAGCGCUUGAGGGCGGUGACGUCACCCGUGACGUCACAGAGUUCGGAAACGCCCCCUGUGACGUCACAGCCCGGCCCCGUGACGUCAUCGCCGCCGCCGGCUGCCGCCGUGGUGACGUCAUCGCCGCCGCCCGCGUUGACGUCAUCGCCGCCGCCUCCUCAAGCCACGCCCCCCGCCCUCCCCGCCGUCGCCUCCCCCGGUGACGUCAUCGCCGCCGCCGCAAGCCACGCCCCCGCCCUCCCCUCCCCCUCCUCCUCCCGUGACGUCAUCGCCGCCUCCCGUGACGUCAUCGCCGCCUCCCCUGCCCGAAUCCCCGCCCCCCUCCUGUGACGUCAUCACCUCCUCCUCCUCCCAAAUCCCCGCCCC